CUGCCUCAAUCAGUUUAGCACAAUGAAAGAUCCCCGUUACUUUGCAGCGACAGAUGAUCUCCCAGCUCACUUUACAUUAUGAUGUUGUAGCUUCCCGAGCUGAUUUUGUUUCCUUCUCAGUUUUUCUGUCGGUGGAAACAGCAGAAGAUCAGCCUGUGUGCGUCAGUCAAAAUGCAUCCGAUGUGCUCCGGCAGCGGUGGAGACAUAUUUGACUGUAUACAGCGAGGAAAUAUUGAACAGUGUAUACACUUCGUGCAGAAUGACCGAUCAAUCCUCAAGCAGAAAGGCUGGGGUGGCUUCACCCCGCUCCACUACGCAGCCCUCCAUGGCAACCGCUCCCUGGUCGACCUUUUCCUCAGUACCGGAGCUGAUCCGAACCUGACAUGUGAUGCAGGACAGACAGCCUUUCAUUUUGCCUGCAGGCAAGGGAACAUCUACAUCAUACAUCAAAUGAUGCAGUAUGGAGCUGAUUUGCAGCUCAUAGACCUGCAGGGAAAAACAUCACUGCAUCAUGCAGUUACUGGAGGAAGCAUUGUUGCAGUGCACUAUUUGUGGGAGACGGGAAUGUUCCGGUUCUCGGACACAGACAUGUACAAGGUGACGCCUCUUCAUCUGGCUGCAUCCACAGGAAACACAGAGGUGGUUCGAUAUUUGCUCAGAGACCAGAGGUGUGCUGUGGAUGCAGUUGACCAGCAGGGGGCGACAGCGCUUCACGUUGCAGCAGAGAGGGGCGGAGUGGAGGUGUGCUGGACACUGCUGCAGAGAACAGGGUGCAGGAUGCUCCAUCAGAAGAAUCACAGCGGCCUCACGCCACUGGAUCUCAGCAAACAGGGGAAAGCAUUUAGACAUCAGCAACUCACCAAACUACUGAGUCGGUACAUUAAUGAGCCAAUACACCACAAGCCCAGAGAGUCUCAUGUUUUAUACUACUGGACGCUGUUUUUUCCGACCCUGAGUGGAGCUGCCAUCCUGCUGAUAGCAGCUAUGUUGGGAGGCUAUGGGGGGCUAACCUGUGGUUUGCUGUUCCCCUGGCUGGCCAGAAGCAUUUUCACACAGUACCACCGCAUGACCACAUAUCAAAGGUUACCUAACCCUGUCUACUUGGGAACCCUCUUAGCUGGUAUGUUCCAUUCCCUGCUCUGCUUCUAUGGAAAAAUGAUGCCUAGUGUGUGGCCAACCAGUGCUUUGGCUCAGGUGUCACUGGUCCACUUCACCAUACUCCUCGGGUUGUUCUGUAAGGUUCUGACUCAGGACCCCGGGGAACUGGACAGAGCAGAUGCAGAUCCUCGGUUCUCCUGUAUUGCUGACCUGGUGGAGAACAACCAGAGCCCUCACAGGUUCUGUCCGUACUGUGAGUUGUUUCAGCCUGACUACACUAAACACUGUAAGCUGUGCGAAGUGUGCAUAAAAGACUACGACCAUCACUGCCUUUUCCUCAACCGCUGCGUCGGCCGGGGUAACCACCGCCUCUUCCUCCUCUUCAUCCUCUCCAUGGUGACUGCACACCUUCUUUUCAUCGCCACAGCAACAAGUUACCUGUACAGCAAGAUGUCCGCGGGCAGUUCCGGCUUGUCGUCGUGGCUCACGUUGUUCGGGGAGGAGUUCUGGGUUGUGGUCAUGAUGAUCAUGAAUGCACUGACACUCCUCUGGGAGGUGUGGCUUCUGACUGAGCAGUUUGAAGCCGUCGCCACGGGAACGACCACCUACUUCAGACAGUGUGAAAGCUCAGCGCGGCAGAGGUCACUCGGACAACGCUGGGUUUUAGUGCUGUCGUUUCUCCUGGAGGGUCGGAGACGGGUGGGCAGUGGACAAACCAGGGAGGACAAAACUGCCAUAGACAUUUAAAACGGACAUUGUGUGCAGCUGAUUAGAAGACUGAUUCAUCGUGUCUCAUUUACAAAUAUUCAUUAUUGCUUUAAAGCCUUUGGUGUGCAGUCAAUUUUGUGGCAAUGUCCUCCUUAGAUUCAGCAUUUCUCUAAUGCCAUAUUACACCUUGUACUUGAAAGUAAAAUUUUGUUACAUCUUAAUAUUAUAUUUUAAUAUCAAAUAGAUCAUAGAGUCGGCAGCAGACAAAGGGGCUUGCAGGAUAACUACCACUAAGAGUUUACUAGUUUUUAGAGACCACACUGAAUAACAGAAGUGUUUUAAUUCACUUGCUGGUUUACAUAGUAAUGUGUGAAAUACGGGAUAUUUCAUAAACUGUUCUAGCACAGAGCACCUCUAAUAACAUGAGCACCCUCAAUUUAACCUGUUUACAUAUCAGUACACUUUUUAAUGUCAGUUUUAUUUUUCCUUUAAAUAAAGGUUUGUCAUGGUGUAAAACACA
Messenger RNA from Amphiprion ocellaris (clown anemonefish), 2326 nucleotides. Its product is annotated as putative ZDHHC-type palmitoyltransferase 6. Gene Ontology annotation, cellular component: Golgi membrane. The transcript has 10 exons. The record is from RefSeq and is a predicted model, not a curated record. Bases 172 to 1845 code for a protein of 557 amino acids. Gene Ontology annotation, molecular function: protein binding; palmitoyltransferase activity. Gene Ontology annotation, biological process: protein palmitoylation. NCBI's taxonomy places the organism in Eukaryota, Metazoa, Chordata, Actinopteri, Pomacentridae.